AUGGAACAACAGAGGGGGCUCCUGUUAUUAUUUCUGGGGGUACAGCUGCUGCUUAUGGGGGCAUUCUUCUACCAGAACCGCCACCGCCACAGCUUCACCUCCUUCUUGCGUGUCCUGAUACAGGACAGGCCAACGGUGGGAGAAGAGUUGCCCUUUCUGGUCUCGGUCUCUGCUGCGCAGACCUCUUCCCAGGACGUGUACACCAACCUCAGCCAGAUCCACCCUGUGGGCAUUAGUGAAGAGGACCUGCCUAGCUGCCCCCUCAUCUCACCUUACAUCUAUGGCCCCUUGAAGGUGAUGAUCCCAGAGAACCUGACAAUGGAGCAGGUGGUGGAAAAGAACCCGCUGGUGGAGCUGGGGGGCCAGUACCGGCCACCUGACUGCUGGACACGUCACCACACAGCAGUAGUGGUGCCCUACUAUGGGCAAGUCCAACAUCUCCAGCACCUGCUCUUCCAUCUGCACCCCUUCCUACAGCGCCAGCAACUGCACUAUGCCAUCUAUGUGGUGAACCAGGUACACACCACUGCUUUCAACCGGGGCAAGCUACGCAAUGUGGGGUUCUGGGAGGCCAUGCAGGAGGAGGAAUGGGACUGUGUCUUCUUCCAUGAUGUGAACCUCCUCCCAGAGGAUGACCGCAACCUUUACAUCUGUGACAUCUUCCCAGCCCAUGUGUCUGUGGCCAUUGACAAGUUCAACUACAAGCUACCCUACCACGGCUACCUUGGGGGCGUGUUUGCUCUGCGCCCCACUCACUACCUGAGGAUAAACGGCUUCCCCAACUCGUACUGGUACUGGGAUCAUGAGGACCAUGACAUCGCUGCUAGGCUGCAACUGAGCGGGAUGCUACUCUCACGACCCCAUCUGCUCUUUGGCCGCUACCACAUGCUAGAGGGGCAGGAUCCCAGCCACCAGCAAAGCCCUCAGAGCCCUGGCCUUCUGGCCUCAAUCCACCACAAAUGGCAGCAGGAUGGCAUGAACUCGCUGGGCUACAGGCGGCUCUCCAAGGAGCUGCAGCCCCUCUACACCAACCUCACCGUGGACAUCAACUUCCCAACUUCCCAGCCCUAG
Nyctereutes procyonoides (raccoon dog) is the source of this 1071-nucleotide messenger RNA. RefSeq names its product beta-1,4-galactosyltransferase 3-like. The record is from RefSeq and is a predicted model, not a curated record. Lineage: Eukaryota; Metazoa; Chordata; Mammalia; Carnivora; Canidae. Gene Ontology annotation, molecular function: glycosyltransferase activity. Bases 1 to 1071 code for a protein of 356 amino acids. The transcript has 6 exons. Gene Ontology annotation, biological process: carbohydrate metabolic process.